Molecule: messenger RNA, 3867 nt
Organism: Malania oleifera
Lineage: Eukaryota; Viridiplantae; Streptophyta; Magnoliopsida; Santalales; Ximeniaceae
Product: protein argonaute PNH1-like
Exons: 23
Coding region: 732-3554 (940 amino acids)
Biological process (GO): regulatory ncRNA-mediated post-transcriptional gene silencing
Cellular component (GO): cytoplasm
Molecular function (GO): RNA binding; protein binding
Source: RefSeq, a predicted model, not a curated record
AUUGGAGAACAGAGAAAACUACAGGGGCAGAGAAAAUGAUCAGCAGCUUAUGAAAUUUCCAUUAAUUAAAGGAAUGGGUACAUUUGAUCUUUUUUUAUUCUUUUGCCCAUCUGCUUUCUUGCUUUAUAGCCUCUAAAUUGUUUCAGAUUAUCAUUUGCUUUUAGGCGCUGAUUUCCCUACUCGCUGUUGCUGUGUUGUCCAUUUCUGCUCUGUUCGGCUCUGAGCUUUGGGAUGAGUUAAAGCUCCUUUAUGUCGCUGAAAAAAGGAUUGUGCUAUCUUACAAGCAGUCCUGACCAAGACCCCCGCCCCCCAUCUAGACCCAGUCAUUCAACAUUUCCAUAGGGUCCACCUCCCUAAUGGGUUUUUCGAAUUAGCUAAAAAUAUGAUCCUCAGGAUCUUUUUCUUCAGAUAUCCCAGAAUAAAAUACUGCAAAAUGGCUUUUUUCCAAAAACAGGGCACAGGAAGUUGCUCUUUUCCUCUGAUUAUGACCUAAUCCGUAGUAGCUGACGUCUGUGUGAAUAUGUUGUGUUUAUUGUGAUUAUAGAAAUUGAUGCAUCGGGGUGGAAUGUGUUUUGGCAUUUUGAAGCUUUGAGCCGUGGAUGUUGCUUUUUUUGCAUGUUUGCACGUAAUGUCUGUUGCUUUUGGCUUUAACCUCGGUAGAGAAUAACAGUACUGCUGCCGAGACUGCACCCAGCUGAGAUUUGGUUCCUCUGUUUUGCUUCUUUUCAGAAAUGCCUCAAAGGCAGAUUAAAGAACCUGAGCAUAAGCGUGUAGCCUCCAGGAAUAAGCCUAUUCAGAAUAACAUGACUCAGCAGCCAUCAUCCCAAUUCUCACACGAUAUCAAAGAUAAAUUGGAAGAUGCAAAAAAGAGCAGUAGUGACAUGGGGAGGAGAAAGGCAAGGAGACGAGCUAAGGGAACCAAAGCGGGGAGGCUGCAGGACACAAAGCUUGAGUUUUUACAAAUGGGUUGCCCCGCUUCAAGCAAAAACAAUCUUUUGUUCCACCGCAGGCCUGGCUAUGGCCAGUUAGGGACCAAAUGUAUUGUUAAAGCCAACCAUUUCCUCGCAGAAGUACCUAUGUCAGACUUGAGUCAGUAUAGUGUCACCAUAAAUCCUGAAGUCAAUUCUCGUAAGUUGAACAAAUCUAUCAUGACCCAGUUGGUGAAACUUCAUAGAGAGACUGAUUUGGGGAUGAGGCUUCCAGUUUAUGAUGGAAAAAGAACCCUUUACACUGCUGGAUUGUUGCCUUUUACAUCGAAAGAGUUUACCAUAACUUUAGUGGAUGAAGAUGAGCUUAUGGGCAUCCCAAGGGAAAGAGAAUAUAAAGUGAGAAUCAGGUUCAUUGCGAUAGCUAGUAUGUGCCAAUUGCGUGAGCUUCUAGCUGGGAAGCAAGUUGACACCCCUCAAGAAGCACUUAAGGUCAUUGAUAUUGUGUUGAGGGAACUUGCAGCCCAAAGGUAUAUUUCUGUUGGGAGAUUCUUCUACUCUCCAAAUUUUAGAAGGCCACAGCCGCUUGGGGGGGGCCUACAGUCGUGGCGUGGCUUCUACCAAAGUAUAAGGCCUACACAGAUGGGAUUAUCACUGAAUAUUGAUAUGUCAACAACAGCAUUCAUCGAACCACUCCCAGUUAUGGAGUUUGUAGCCCAAAUUUUGGGUAAAGAUAUUUGUUCAAGGCCAUUGUCAGAUGCAGAUCGUGUUAAGGUUAAGAGAGCCCUUCGGGGUGUCAAAGUUGAAGUUACACACAGAGGAAAUGUGCGGAGAAAAUAUCGGAUUUCUGGGUUGACAUCGCAGCCCACUAGGGAACUAAUUUUCCCAGUUGAUGAGAAAAUGAACAUGAAAUCAGUUGUUGAGUACUUUCAAGAAAUGUAUGGAUUCACCAUUCAGCAUUCCCACCUACCUUGUCUCCAAGUGGGAAACCAAAGAAAGGUGAACUAUUUACCAAUGGAGGCUUGCAAGAUAGUCGAGGGACAGAGAUACACCAAGGGGCUAAAUGAAAAGCAGAUAACUUCAUUGCUGAAAGUUACAUGCCAAAGACCCCAUGAACAAGAAACAGAUAUUUUGCAGACUAUUAACCAGAAUGGAUAUGCACAAGAUCCUUAUGCAAAGGAGUUUAGCAUCAGCAUAGAUGACAGGCUUGCAUCAGUUCAGGCUCGAGUUCUUCCAGCCCCCUGGCUGAAAUACCAUGAUACUGGAAAAGAAAAAGUAUAUUUGCCUGAAGUCGGUCAGUGGAAUAUGAUGAACAAGAAAGUCAUAAACGGAAGCACUGUAACCUAUUGGGCUUGUAUUAACUUCUCACGAAGUGUCCAAGAGAGUACCGUUCGUGGUUUUUGCCAUCAAUUGAUCCAGAUGUGCCAAGUCACUGGCAUGGAGUUCAACCACGAACCUGUAAUUCCAAUUUAUUCAGCUCGACCAGAUCAGGUAAAGAAGGCCUUGAAGCAUGUAUAUAAUACUGCUGCAAACAAACUUGAAGGGAAAGAUUUGGAGUUACUCAUUGCCAUUCUCCCGGACAACAAUGGCUCGUUGUAUGGUGAUCUGAAAAGAAUUUGUGAAACGGAUCUGGGGUUGAUUUCUCAGUGCUGCCUUACAAAAUAUGUCACCAAGACUAGCAGACGGUACCUUGCAAAUGUGGCACUUAAGAUCAAUGUCAAGAUGGGAGGAAGGAAUACUGUGCUUUUGGAUGCUUUAAGUUGGAGAAUUCCUUUGGUUAGUGAUAUUCCAACGAUUAUAUUUGGAGCUGAUGUAACCCAUCCGGAGUCAAUAGAGGACUCUAGUCCAUCAAUUGCUGCUGUUGUAGCCUCCCAAGACUGGCCGGAGGUCACAAAGUAUGCUGGGCUGGUGUGUGCUCAAGCUCAUCGCCAAGAGCUUAUUCAAGAUUUGUUCAAAACUUGGCAAGAUCCUAAGCAGGGUACCAUGACAGGAGGAAUGAUCAGGGAACUCUUGCUCUCAUUUAAGAAGGCCACCGGACAAAAACCACUGAGGAUAAUAUUUUACAGAGAUGGUGUGAGUGAAGGGCAGUUCUACCAGGUUUUAUUAUAUGAACUUGAUGCCAUUCGUAAGGCUUGUGCAUCACUGGAGGCAAGUUAUCAACCUCCAGUAACAUUUGUUGUGGUUCAAAAGCGACAUCACACGAGACUCUUCGCAGUCGACCACAAUGAUAGAAGUAGUAUGGACAAGAGCGGGAAUAUCUUACCAGGUACCGUUGUUGACUCUAAGAUAUGUCAUCCAACAGAGUUUGAUUUUUAUCUUUGCAGCCAUGCAGGAAUUCAGGGUACCAGUCGACCUGCUCAUUAUCAUGUUCUCUGGGACGAGAACAAUUUUAGAGCCGAUGAGAUCCAAUCUUUGACAAACAACCUCUGUUACACUUAUGCUCGGUGCACUCGCUCUGUUUCAGUAGUGCCUCCUGCAUAUUAUGCCCAUCUGGCUGCAUACCGAGCUCGAUUCUACAUGGAACCAGAUGUGCAUAAGGAUUCUAAAAUGUGUUGUGCGCAUGGAUCGUGUGUCCGGCCCCUGCCAGCAUUGAAAGAGAAGGUGAAGAAUGUGAUGUUCUACUGCUAGGGGAAAUAGAUUUUGAAAGGAAGAUAAAAAUCACAGGGAAAGAACAUAACAAAAAUAUGGAGAAAAUUGUACAUGGCAGCUGUGUUUAUAUGUAGUGAGAGAAUGAGAAAUGGUGCAUUAGAAAUUUUGUAAAGUGUACCUAGCAUGCUUGUCGAGUGUUUGAUAGGAGUUUGAAAUGUAGAGCACAAAGGCAGGGCUAGCAAACUUUUAACCCAUCAGGUAUGUACAAUUGAUGGAAUUGAUGAGACUCUAAUGCUAACCAUCAGAUGUAUGUAUUUGAUGAAGCUGAUAACUAAUGCUCUUUCAUGGUUCA